GUGGGAUGGGGGACGGCGGUGUACUGCACAUGCACAGCAAUUCUCUUCCGCCACUAAACACAAAGAUAGAUAAAUCACGAGGGUAGAACCAAAAGGGGAACCUGGACGGUCAACAACCACAAACAACACCGGGGACGGGAGUUGCGUCAGCAUGUAGCUCUCCCUCUCUUUCACUCCGUCACGGCUUGACUCCUCAUUACUAUUAUUAUUGUUUUGAAAUUAUUAUUUCUUUUCUAUACAGCUGUCUCUCUUCGUGUUAUUACGGAUUAUUUUUUUUUUUUUGGCAAUGGGGAGUUGUUGUGGCGUGGCGUCGGAUGUGACGGAGGUCACCUCGCACGACAUCCCGCCACGCGCUCGGCACGGCUACGCCGCGCCCUCCGACCAGGCCCGCCAGACGGGACACGCAAAUCCGCAAACGGGCAGCAGAGACGACCGCAAACGACGCAGUGGGCACAGUAGCAAAGGCAACCGGAACUCCUUCACGGCACUCGGCACGUUCGAUGCGCCGGCCCGACGUCGGUCCGGGCACAGCAGCAGGAGCAACGAAGCCACCAUCACCACAAACGGGUACACGCCGACGUGGACGACGACAACGGCGGCCGGGUCGCAUCCUGGCGGCACGACCAACAGCACUGCCGCUGCUACUGCUCCUCCAAGCCGCAGGGCGAGUGCGGUACCGACAAUCCUGCCGCCCCUUCAGUGCACCCGCCGCGACGGUGCCGACCCGCUUCUGUCGGAUGUCUUUCUCAUCUCGGACUCCUCCUCGGCGACGUCGCUCGCUGACCGGGACGCGCUGUCGGUCUCGCUUGUUGAGGUGAGCCAGGCGACGCACAGCGGGCGCCAUCAUGAUCGCACGCACUCGGAGAUGGAUGGGACGAGCGAGCGGGGAGAGGCCUCGGUCGACCGCACGGUGCGCCGCCGCUCGCAAAGCCGCGUCACAGACCGCAACCGUCUCUAUCACCACCUCGUGAACAGCGAGACGGAGGUUCGCACCUCGCUGACACACAUGUACCUCGCCCAGCACCGACGCAUACUGCUGCGCUGCGUGAAAGAGCAGCUGGUGGAGCAGCUCGUCCUGCUGCUGCGCGAGCACCAGGCGGAGCGCACGCUGCUGUGCCUGCGCUGGCUGAUCGGCCGCGAGCGGGCGACGCGGGAGGCCAUUGCACGGGAGUGGUGGGCAGAGCGGGCGCUGCUCGCGCGACGCAGCACCCAGCGCGCACCCGCCUACUCUACCGACCCCUUCAUGGACGUCGCCGACGAUGGGAAGCACGACGACAGCCUCCUGCACACCACUUCCCACACCGGGCACGAGGAUGCGGUGCUGUCGUCGAGCGAGGAGACGGCGGAGGAGGCGGAGGAGAGCGCGGGGGUGCGCAGCCCGUCGGUCCGCUUCAAUGCAGCCACGGCGCAGAAGGCCUACUCCGCUCCGUGCGCAUCGCGCCGCACCCUGACCGACCCCACACGAUCGCCGAGUUCCACGUCGGAGGCCACGACGCUGCAGUCGGCUUCGUCGUUUCAUCAGCUGCCGCACUCGCAGAGGGCAGUGCGGAAGGUUACCGUUGCCCAGCAGGCGCUGCGUGAACGCAUGGCGCGCGGGCGUAAGCCGAAGGUGCAGGCAAGUGACGGGCUGUAG
Leptomonas pyrrhocoris is the source of this 1633-nucleotide messenger RNA. RefSeq lists its product as hypothetical. The record is from RefSeq and is a predicted model, not a curated record. The transcript has a single exon. Bases 287 to 1633 code for a protein of 448 amino acids. Lineage: Eukaryota; Euglenozoa; Kinetoplastea; Trypanosomatida; Trypanosomatidae.